Messenger RNA from Solanum lycopersicum (tomato), 5855 nucleotides. RefSeq lists its product as uncharacterized. The record is from RefSeq and is a predicted model, not a curated record. Gene Ontology annotation, molecular function: protein kinase activity; zinc ion binding; ATP binding. NCBI's taxonomy places the organism in Eukaryota, Viridiplantae, Streptophyta, Magnoliopsida, Solanales, Solanaceae. Gene Ontology annotation, biological process: protein phosphorylation; recognition of pollen.
ACGCCAACACUCAUCAAAUUGAAAAGAGAUAGUAAAAAAAAAACAAACUUAGAGCUAAAAAUCUGACAGAUAUCACUAUCUUAAGCUUUUACAUGGAGGAGAGACCACUUUCCUGAAUGAUAUUUCCUUUAGUAAAUAUCCCCACUUAAAAUAUCUUCCAGAAUUAGCAGAUACGGUUGGUGCUUCAUUGAGUCAAUAAGGAAACCCAUAGAAAAAAAGAUGAACCAUCAAAUUCAACGUGACACAAGAUCGUUCCGCUUUUCAAUUCUCAGAGUUUAAGCAACAUCAGCCCAAGAAAUUUUGCAGAAUCAAAGGUACUAAAAUGCACAUAACUACUCUGGAAAACACGGGUCUAACAAUUAAUUGAUACCUGGUUGACAAGUAAACUGAAGAGAAAUAUUAGUAUCCAAGAAUCUUAUUUUCGUGGCUAAAAAAGGUCACUUUUGAAUUUCUCAUAUUAAAUUUCAAAUGAUAGACUGACCCUUUUGGCAGAAAAGAAAUCAGUAUGAGCUUCUAUCGAUCAUUUCUUCUUUUGCUCAGUUGCUUUUACGUAGUCUUUUCUGGUGCCAGUGCUUCAGACAUCAUUACCAGUAGUGAGCCCCUGAGGGACUCGGGAACUGUCUUUUCGAGUGGCAAAAGAUUUAAACUGGGAUUUUUUAGUCCUGGGAAUUCUGCAAAUCGUUAUGUAGGGAUUAUGUUUAACCUACCAUCACCAACACCAACUGCAGUAUGGGUAGCUAACAGAGACAAGCCUAUAAAUGAUUCUAGCGGAUUACUCACACUAUCAGAAGAUGGCAAUCUAGUAAUCUUGAAUGGACUGAAGGAGAUAAUAUGGUCAUCCAGUAUUUCAAACUCUAUGAAGAAUUCUACUGCUCAACUCUUGGACACUGGCAACUUAGUCUUGAAAGAUAGCUCAAACGGGAAAGUUCUAUGGGAAAGCUUUCAAUAUCCUACAGAUUCUCUCUUACAGCUCAUGAAAAUGGGCAUCGAUAAGAGUACUAACUCAACGGCUCUCCUGAAAUCAUGGAGAAGUCCUGAUGAUCCAUCUGUUGGGAGCUUCUCAGCUGGAAUUCAACUUCAAUACAUCCCCCAGGCUUUUAUUUGGAAUAACACCGUUCCUUACUGGCGUACUAGUCCAUGGGAUAAACAGAUCUAUAUUGGAAUACCCGAAAUGAAAUCUUCCUAUCGCUCUGGUGUUGAACUUGUAGCUGAUAAUGCUGGCACCGCAUACCAAACUUAUUCCAACGGAAAUCAGUCUUGGAUACUCUAUUAUUCCUUGAACUCAACAGGGUCUUAUCAGGAGAAGGUUUGGGAUCAAAGUAAGAAGGAUUGGGUGGUAACGUGGGCAAAUCCCCGAAGUGAGUGUGAUAUUUAUGCUAAGUGUGGGGCAUUUGGAAGCUGUAAUCCAAAGAGCUCUCCAAUAUGCAGUUGCAUACAAGGUUUUAAGCCUAAAAAUGAAGGAGAAUGGGAGAAAGGAGAAUGGUCUGGUGGAUGCAUCAGAAGGACUGCAUUAGACUGUGAAAGGAACAAAACUGAUGUUGAGACGGGAAAAAAGGAUGGGUUUUUGAAGAUGCAGACAAUGGGAGUACCAGAUUUUGUAAUUUGGGUAUCCUCUGCGAAAGAAGACUGUGAAAGUGACUGUUUAAGUAACUGUUCCUGCAUGGCAUAUUCGUACUACACAGGCAUUGGUUGUAUGCAUUGGAAUAGAAGCUUAAUUGAUAUUCAAGAAUACUCCAUGGAUGGGGCGGCUGAUUUGUUCAUUCGUCUUGCCUACUCUGAACUUGCUGCAAAUGACAAGAAAGAUUUCCCUGUAGCAGCUAUUGCAAUCACUGUUUCAAUAGGCUCAAUAAUAGUUAUCUUAUGUGGAUAUCUUUUCUGGAAAUUGUUGGCUAAACACAGAGAAAGAAAGAGGAAAAGUGAAGCAUUCUUAAGAGAAGCAUCUCCAAAAUGUUACCAAAACGGCAUGAUUAAAGAUGAUAUCAAUCAAGUCAAGAUUGAAGAUAUCACCUUGUACAGCUUUGACAUGUUAGCAACUGCAACUGACAGAUUUCACUCAGCUAGCAAGCUGGGGCAAGGAGGCUUUGGUCCAGUCUACAAAGGAAAAUUGCCAGAUGGACAAGAAAUUGCAGUUAAAAGGCUUUCACAUUCUUCUGGGCAGGGGCUACAGGAGUUUAUGAAUGAGGUAGUCGUGAUAUCUAGACUACAACAUCGUAAUCUUGUUAGGCUCCUCGGCUGCUGCACAGAAAGAGGGGAAAAGAUCCUGGUGUAUGAUUUCAUGCCCAAUAGAAGCUUAGAUGCAUAUCUUUUUGGUUCACACCAGGAAAAGUUCCUAGAUUGGAGUAAACGAGCCAUCAUUAUUGAAGGAACUGGUCGAGGCCUCCUUUACCUUCACAGAGACUCAAGACUACGAAUUAUUCAUAGAGAUCUGAAGGCAAGCAACAUCCUGUUGGACGAAUACCUAAACCCAAAAAUUUCGGAUUUUGGCAUGGCGAGGAUUUUUGGAGGCAAUCAAGACCAGGCACGCACUAUAAGAGUUGUUGGCACAUAUGGUUACAUGGCCCCUGAAUAUGCAAUGCAUGGAAGAUUCUCAGAAAAAUCAGAUGUCUACAGCUUCGGUGUGUUGAUAUUGGAAAUUGUCAGUGGAAGGAAGAACUCUAGCUUUUAUGAUGAUGAAGGUGAACUGACUCUACUUGCAUAUGCAUGGAAGUUGUGGAAUGAAAACAAUAUCAUAAAAUUGAUAGACCCUAAAAUAUUUGAUUCGAGCUUCGAAAAACAGAUGGUGAGAUGUGUACAUAUUGGAUUCUUAUGUGUUCAAGAAUAUGCAGAAGAUAGGCCAAAUGUCUCGUCAGUUCUGUCAAUGCUGACUAGUGAUAUGGCUGAACUAUCUACUCCUAAACAACCUGCAUUUACCGGAGGACAUGCUUCACCACAGCAAAGCCAAGGGUCCGUGAAUACUGAUACCAUAACUGUACUGGAACCACGAAUGGCCACUGGAUUUACCUUCCCCCCCUUUUGGUUCCUGUUUCUUUUCAUUCUUUCUUGUUUCUCCUCAUUCUGUUUAGGUGGUGACAGAGUUACACUAGGAGAGAUUUAUAAAGAUGGUGAUAACCUUACUUCUAAAGGAGGGGAUUUUGUGUUGGGGUUCUUUAGUCCUGCAGGUACUAGUAAAAGGUAUCUUGGUAUAUGGUAUGUUGAUAUACCAGUAAAGACAUAUAUAUGGGUUGCCAACAGGAACAAGCUUGUUCAUGAUAAAAAUGGUACCUUUUCAAUUGAUACAAUUGGGAAUUUGGUUGUUAAAGAUGGAAAUGGAGAUUUACUAUGGUCGUCUAAUGUUUCUGUUCAAACCAGAAAUUCUACGGCUUGUCUGAGAGACGACGGCAAUCUUGUCAUCCUUAAUAAUGACAGGGAUGCUGCGAGGUUAAAUUCUGAAUUAUGGGAGAGCUUCUCGGAUCCUACAGAUACAUAUGUGCCUGGAAUGGAAGUUCUCAUAGAAAGACAAGGCGAGCAAAAAGUUUUCCGUUCUUGGACAAAUGAGAGUGACCCUUCACCUGGGAGGUACUCAAUGGGAGUUGAUCCUCGUGGAACACCUCAGAUUAUUAUUUGGGAUGGACCGAAUAGACGAUGGAGGAGUGGACAUUUUGAUGGAGCGGAAUUCAUUGGUGUUCCAGAUGUGAUCAGAACAAAUUUUUUCUCUGGUUUCAGAAUUCUAAACGAAGGAGAUAAUAAAUUGUUACUCACUUACAGUGCCUCAAAUACAUCUUCUUUUCUGAGGUUUCAGCUUACUGUGACUGGAAAUGAGCUGCAACAGAGGUGGAACGAAGACGAGGGUGAAUGGAACACGUUACAAUCUAGGCCAGUAGGUGGUUGUGACUUGUACAACUUUUGUGGGAAUUUUUCAGAAUGUAAUAAAGAAGUAUGUCAAUGUCUAGAAGGAUUUGUACCAAGUGUUCAGGAGGAGUGGCAUGCUGGGAACCGAACUGGAGGAUGUGUUAGGAAGACAGAAUUGGAAUGCAGGAAAAAUAGCAGUGUUUCAAGGAAUGAUAGUUCAAAAGAUGAUGGAUUCUCGACUAUUCGGAGAGUUAAAUUACCUGACCAUGCUGAUGUUGCAGAAAUAAGCACAGAAGAGUGCAAAAUCAAGUGCCUGAAUGAUUGUUCCUGCAAUGGUUAUGCUCAUGUCAGAGGAAUCAAUUGUAUGGUAUGGCGUGAUGAUUUAGUUGAUAUAGAGCAUUUUGAGGAAGGUGGGAACACUCUUUAUGUUCGUCUUCAUCCUUCUGAUAUCGGUAAAAAAAAGAAGACUAUCAUAAUUGUUGUAAUAUCAAUUCUAGCAGCUCUGGCGUUGGUUGUUAUGGUAGCCAUUUGGCUAGUGUGCAAGUACAGGGCCAGAAAACGAGAAUCCAAGAGGACCAGUGAAAUUCCCAAAAACCAUUUAGUUAGGAGUGGAGAGUUCUCCAUGGAAUAUUCUGGACCAGGUGACAUCAGUGCUGAAGGGCAUCAAGGAAAUGGUUCAGAAUUAGCAUUUUUCAGCUUCAGCAUGGUGGCGACAGCUACUGACGACUUCUCUCUUGCAAACAAGCUUGGGCAAGGGGGAUUCGGCCCCGUUUACAAGGGAAAGCUACCUUGUGGUCAAGAGGUUGCUGUAAAAAGGCUUUCACAAAAGUCUGGACAAGGUGAUGAGGAGUUCAAGAACGAGAUCACUCUAAUAGCAAAAUUGCAACACAGAAAUCUUGUUAGACUUUUAGGUUGCUGUGUUGAAGGAGAAGAAAAAAUGCUGAUUUAUGAGUACAUGCCCAACAAAAGCUUAGAUACAUUUCUAUUUGAUACUGCUAGGAAAUCCCUGUUAGACUGGAGAAAACGCUUCAACAUUAUCGAAGGAAUUGCCCGAGGAUUACUGUAUCUCCAUAGAGAUUCAAGGCUUAGAAUAAUCCAUAGGGAUCUAAAGGCUAGUAACAUUCUGUUGGAUGAAGAAAUGACCCCAAAAAUUUCAGACUUUGGCAUGGCCAGAAUAUUUGGAGGAAACCAAAAUGAAGCAAAUACAAAUAGGGUUGUAGGAACAUAUGGAUAUAUGGCUCCUGAGUAUGCUAUGGAAGGCCUGUUCUCUGGCAAGUCUGAUGUCUACAGCUUUGGCAUAAUAUUGCUUGAAAUUAUAUGUGGACGGAGAAAUACAAGCUUUCGGACAGAUGAGCAUUCAGGCAUCAUUGGAUAUGCAUGGGAGAAGUGGGAUGAAGGUAGACCAAUGGACCUGGUGGAUCGUUCAAUUUGGGAUGGUUGUCAACACAAUGAAGCAUUGAGAUGUAUACACUUGGCAUUGCUUUGUGUUCAAGAUUUGGCGGCUCACAGACCAAACAUGUCUUCUGUGGUUCUGAUGCUGGAAACUGACAAUGUAAGGUUGCCCUUGCCUAGGCAACCUACCUAUACUUCAAUGAGAAGAUCUGUGGAUGAAGAUAUAUGGCAUGGGAAUCAGGAUUUAACAUCUUCCAACAAUGUCACAGUUAGUGUACUAAUAGGUAGAUGAUUGGUUAAUGCUUGUUCCUUCUUACAUACCUGCUUCAUUUGAAGAGAAUGGGAUCAAGUAGUGUAACUAUGUAAAGUUAUAGUUGGAACUAUGUUCAUAAUUUUUUGUUAGCUAGGUAAACUUUCGCACAUCAUGUGUAUUGUAAUUAGAAGGUGGUUCAGCUCUGCAAGCUGAAAGAGAGAUAUGUCACAACCUUGUUCAAUCGGUAUAGCUGAAGUUCUUUUGUUUACUGUUUGUAGAUGGAGAUGCUCCACCAAUCGAGCAAACCCCACUUGUCAUAUCUAAGUUAGAAUGAAGCACUUCAGUCGUUCAGUAUAUAUCACUGCAUAAUCAAGGGACAGAA